This is a messenger RNA of Seminavis robusta, 558 nucleotides long. NCBI's taxonomy places the organism in Eukaryota, Bacillariophyta, Bacillariophyceae, Naviculales, Naviculaceae. The record is from the annotation of a GenBank genome assembly.
AUGCUGGCAAACCAGAAACAGAAGGCUGUGCUUUGCGGCAUUUUGUUGGGACUAAGCAUCCAGUUGUGCUCCAUCGGUGGGGGUGUCCAACAAGCUCAAUGGAAUGAUAAGUGGGGCGUAGAACCAGCACAGAUUCAACAACUAUGCAGCGGAUUAUAUGGUGUUUUGAUUGCCGCCAUGGGUCUUCGUCUCUGCUUGGUCAAUGCCCUCUUGAUUGUACGGAACAUGGGUUCCAGCUCAAGCCAAGCCAAUCAAACCCAGGCCAACUUGUCACUGGAUUGGGCUGUCUUGAUGGGGUUCUUGCUUGCCAGUGUUGUGGUGGAAAUCCUUCGACUCAUAUUGUUCUAUGACACAGCUCUGGUUACCAAUGCUGCAAUCAAAAUAUUCCUGUAUGUCUCCAUUCUAUUCUUUGGCUAUUGCUUUGCUGUUAGCCAGGAACAGACCAAAGAUGACGAUGAGAAUGAUGAUCUUGUUGUUGAUACUGAUGAUCCAGAGAUCGGCCAGGCAGGUGAUGCCGGAGACAACGAAAUCACCACUUGCCAUGUCAGGCUGGUGUAG